Peniophora sp. CBMAI 1063 is the source of this 1533-nucleotide messenger RNA. Lineage: Eukaryota; Fungi; Basidiomycota; Agaricomycetes; Russulales; Peniophoraceae. The record is from the annotation of a GenBank genome assembly.
AUGUCUACUGUCCAUGCAAAGCUAAAGGACUUUGGGACUGUAUUCUUUGAACAAACUAGGCUUCGCCGGACUAUCCUAUUAUCAUACUGGACGAUUGUCUUACUCGGUGUUCCAUUAUGGUGGGCUACCACAAGAAUUGAGCGCCUACCGUUGCCAGCUCCCCAUUUCAAGUCGCAAUCGGAUAACAAACUCGAUUUGCCAGUUCACCUAGACCUGAAACCAGGUUCGCUGGAGAAAUACGCGAAUGAUCUCGCCGAAGGGAUUAGGAAUGGGUUAGGCAGCGUACAGGGUGUGAACGUACAUACUCAGGGCUUUACUACAUUACCUGCGCAUACCAAUGCAUAUGUUGUGGAAGUAUCCGAUUCGAUACACCACCCACGGCUUGAAUCUCGUCGGUUGCUCGUCUCUACCCAGGAUGUUGUGGCACAACGUUUGAACGACAUGCUUCUGAGUCUCUACACGCCAUACACUUCUGGUUUUCAUGCGAACUCUUUUCAACACCUUGUCACCAAGUACGCCCCCCGAUAUAGACUGGCGUUCACCCUUCUCAACGAGGAUGCUGCUGCUGGCAAGGCUAUCACCGGCUGGGAUAUCGAACAUGCUCUCACACGUCAUAUAACUCCCGUACUCCGGCGACUAUCGUCCCUGCACAACUUCACCGUCGAAAGCCAGGUUCACUUCUAUGCACCAUUAGCCUUUGAACCCACGACGGUGUCUCGACCGGACGACACGAAUGAGCAUGGACUGUCAUUGGAUGACCUGAAAGUGUUUGUGAACUCGGCCGAGUGGUCGCUCGCUUCUCAAGUAUCCAAUGAUCCUGUAUUGCACUUCUUGGUCUUCAUCCCCUCAGCGAAACAUGCACCCCUUCGGAUACUCGAUGCUCAAGGCGAGGUAACAAACUCUAGUGCAUUCAUCCUCCCUCAAUGGGGUGGCAUCGUCAUCGCGAAUCAGCCUUCCGACGCAUCUGCUUCUCGCUCUUUAUCUGUACAGGAUCUCGACGGCACAUUCGCCCUUUUCCGCAAGCAGCUGCUCACACUCGUCGGAGUAUCCGAACCACCCGCAGACUUUGAGCUUUCCAACGCGCCAGCUGGAAUAUCUGACUGGCAACUCGAUACGCUCUACCGGCAGCGCGCACUCGAGAACGUUGAGAGCAGUAAGGAGACGCUGCAGAGUAUCCUUAAGCUUGUCGACCAAAUCCCGAAUAUGCCCGUGGGUCAAGACGUGAAAGGCGACUUCCAGAGCGCUCUCGACGAACUCGAGCUGGCAUACGCCAACGCACUUGAGUCUCCGACCCUUGCGCUCGGACAUUCGGCCCGGGCUCUCACGCUCGCGUCUCGCGCGUUCUUCAACCCGGGCAUGCUCGCGUUGUUGUACUUCCCUCCCGAACACACAUACGCCGUGUACACCCCGCUCUUUGCACCCAUGAUGGUACCACUCGUGGUGACUGCUCUUCGGGAGCUCUCAGCGUGGUGGAAGGCCCGUAAAGAAGCCAUGACCAAGCGUGACGCUCCUGCACGUGUCAAAGUGGACUAG